AGAAUUAACACCGCCCCCACCGUCACUUAUUAUCUAAUGGAACCAAACCAAUUAUAUCCCACCAACUCCAACCUUAUUCGUUCACAAAUAUUGAAGCCUUUUCUAAUACCCAAAUUUCCCCCAUGGAAAUAUCACCGAUCCAAAACCCCAAAUCAACCCAAAAUUCACCAAUAGAGGUAGAACCACCUCAAUCGGCAGUCACCUCAAAACAACCUCCAAAAGAGCACCAAAAAGAGGUAGUGGUGAAAAGGGGAUCGAAGGAAAGGAAAAUUGAGGAGGUAGAAAUGGUGGUAGUGGAGGGAGAUAAGUGGUCGAAACUAGGAGAAACAUGUACGGGGAUGGCUUUGAUGGCUAGAAACGCAAUUUUGCUCGAAUCGACUCGCUUCAUACCCGGGUUUUGUGUCAAUCUUGGGUGGUGUAAUGCAAAAAGAGGUACGAGGAAUCAAAAAAUGGCUCGAAUUGCAAACCGGGACUUUGAAAUUAUAGACAUUUCCGGAGGAAGAUACCUGGAAUGGCGGGUGGACGCAAAAGCCUACCUAAGGGCACAAAGCCUAGAACACGCUAUCGCCGAAGAGGGAAACCCUACUCCUCUAGAACAAGCUAAAGCUUUGGUGUAUAUUGACAAAUUAAAAAUGAGUAUAUUCUCAUUGAGGAUCCUAGAGAACUUCAGGUUUUCCUCCAAGACAGAUUCGAACACUUACAGAGAAUAAUUGUGCCAAGGGCCCAACAUGAAUGGACUACCUUGAGACUUUAAGAUUUCAGCUCAGUACGUGAAUAUAACUCUGUUGUAGUCUGCAUAACUUCACAAUUGAGAUUAUGUGGAGAACCAAUCUCUUAAAGAGCCAUAAUCGAGAAAACUCUCACUACAAUGCACGCAAAUAAUAUGGUACAAUAAGAACAGUACCGAGAGAGGGGUUGUGAAAGGUUUUGUGACAUAAUUUCUAUACUAUAAGUCGCAGAACAAAACACUCAAAUCCUGCUGUCUAAUCAUAAUCAGAGAUCAGCAGGUACCAGUGCAAUACCAGAAACAAAUGCCACAAAAACAGGUAAGCGCUGGAAUCACAAUAUUGUACGAGGAUGUUUUCAGGGCAGAGGCCAAUACCCCAAUAGGGGUAGGGGAAGGGGUAGAGGACGUCAAAAUUGGCGUCAAAAUACUUCUAAUACUCCCACCCUGAGAGGUAGAGGUAGAGGUAGAGGCGGUAGAGGAAAGGGAAAUUUUCAAAACUAAGGAAGGCCACAAGAAAAGUGUUUUAAAUGAGGAAUACAAGGCCAUUGGGAUAAAGAUUGAGGACGUCAAAAUUGGCGUCAAAAUACUUCCAAUACUCCCACCCUGAGAGGUAGAGGUAGAGGUAGAGGCGGUAGAGGAAGGGGAAAUUUUCAAAACCAAGGAAGGCCACAAGAAAAGUGUUUUAAAUGCGGAAUACAAGGUCAUUGGGCUAAAGAUUGCCGUACGGCAAAACACCUUGUGGACCUAUAUGUUGCCUCAAGAGGAGGCCAAGGGAAACAAGCAUAAACUAAUUUUGUCACACAAAGUUCCCCUAACCUAGAAUUCUGACAGGGUAAAGUCGUAUCCCCUAAUCAAAAGUAUUACCUAAGUCCUCUAACUAAUGCAGAUAGGGAAGUGGGGUCGAAUCCACAGGGAAACAAGUCUUUCUACUCCUUAUUAAUUAUUAUAAUCUAAAUUAUCAAGGUAACCAAUGUUGUUGUAAUUAAAGACUAUACUAUGAAGAAUAUGAUCAGAGAAAAUAAAGUUGGGAGAAAUUAAAUAUUAAAAGGCCUAGGGCAUAGGUUCACUAAUAAACAAUAUUCCAGGGCAAAUCAUAAUAA
Molecule: messenger RNA, 1827 nt
Organism: Chenopodium quinoa (quinoa)
Lineage: Eukaryota; Viridiplantae; Streptophyta; Magnoliopsida; Caryophyllales; Amaranthaceae
Exons: 3
Coding region: 123-710 (195 amino acids)
Source: RefSeq, a predicted model, not a curated record